AUGCAUCCAAAUUAUGAUAACUCAAGCCUAAACAACAUGCAACAACAAGACUACUUCCACUUAAACCACUAUUACAACAGCUUAAACCCUUUAACCAAUAACAAUCUCAAUCUACUCUCAUACCCUCAAAUUCAAGAACUCAAUAAUCUACAAUCUCCAGCAAGCCACAACUCCACCACGUCCGAUGAUGCAACUGAAGAUGUAUUUGUUAUCAACGAGAGAAAGCAAAGACGUAUGGUAUCUAACAGAGAAUCAGCAAGAAGGUCAAGAAUGAGAAAGCAAAGACACUUAGAUGAGCUUCUAUCCCAAGUUGCUUGGCUUCGAAGCGAGAACCACCAGAUUUUAGAAAAGCUUAACAAAGCCUCGGAUAGCAAUGAUCUUGUUCUUCAAGAGAACUUGAUUCUUAAAGAGGAAAACAUGGAACUUCGUCAAGCUAUCACAUCUAUGAAGAAGCUUGGAGGAGGAGAAGGAGGAAGCACAAGUUUCCAUGGCAGAUAUUGUUCUUCUUCUUUGGAUCAUGACUUGGAUCAAGACUUCUCUUGUACUACAAAUGAUCCAAGAACUCAUCAUCCAUCUUGAGUUGUUUGUGUUCGAACUUUAAGUUUCAGCCCAUAUAUUUCUAGCUAGGCUGAGCAUAAACCGGAUGUCUUAUGUAUGUAUUUCACUGAGCUAGCACCGUUGAGAGAUUUAUUUUUAACGGUUUAACUACGCAAUAAAGUUUGUGUAAUCUUU
This is a messenger RNA of Eruca vesicaria subsp. sativa (arugula), 732 nucleotides long. NCBI's taxonomy places the organism in Eukaryota, Viridiplantae, Streptophyta, Magnoliopsida, Brassicales, Brassicaceae. The record is from the annotation of a GenBank genome assembly.